UAUGCGCGAAGUAUGAACAGAGGAGGAAAGAAUGGGGUGCGUCCCCGCAGCACAUGCCAGCACACCCCUGUGCACCCAUGCAUAUAAACCAAUGGGGCUUGAAUAUAAGCGAAACUAUGGAACAGAUCCCCCACGAAAAAGGAGGGGCAACUGUAUAUUUAUGUGUAUGUUGAAUCCAAAUAUUAACCAUGUCUCUCAGAUAUGGGAUGGAGUUUCUUGGGAAAGAGCGUGGAAAGCUGGCUGGCUAGGUGGUAUUGAGAACAGGAGGACAGGAGGUGUUGAAUGUGCUACAACACUAUAGGUUUUACUUUCAGUUUCCCUCAUUUUCUUCCCUGUUUCUUUUAAGCACUCCUUACAAAAUGGAGGAAGAGCCUUUGAUAGAGGCCACUGAUAGUAUAGAGGUGCAACGCCAGCAUUUCAGGUGUUUCUGCUAUAGGGAGGCCGAAGGGCCCAAUGGCAAUUGUACCCAACUCUGGAAGCUUUGUCACCAGUGGCUGCAACCAGAGAAGCACACCAAAGAGCAGAUUGUGGAGCUGGUGAUCCUGGAGCAAUUCCUGGCCAUCCUGCCCUCAGAGAUGCAAAGCUGGGUCAGGGGAUUUAGGCCAGGGAUGUGUGGUCAAGCAGUGGCCCUGGCAGAGGAGUUCCUCCUUCGGGAGCAGGAGAUUAAUCUGCAGGAAGAGCAGGUGCAAGCAUCACCAUUUGUGGAGAUGGAAGGGAAUGUCUCCAGAGCUGUUCAGACUUUGUAUGGUGCUGGACAACUCUGCAGGGAGGUCAAACAGGAAGAUGAAGAUGAGGCCAACCUCGCAGGAGGGCAAAGACUAGUGAGCGAAAACCAGGGGAAGUCCCCAAACAUGUAUGGUGUAAAAACGGAGUGUGAUGAGCUAGUAGACGAGGAUGUUGAGUCUCCAAAGAGGAUGAAGGAAACCGUAAUGGGAUGCUGGAGGAAUCAGUUCACUGGCAGUCAGAGAGAAGACUUUGAGGAAAUUACAAUCCAAGAACAGACUUUCAGAGAAGAGGAAAGGAAUCCUUGCUUCAAACCUUUUAUUAGCCACCCAAGACCUGUGGACACAUUUGGGUUCCCAGAUGAUGGGGAAAGUUUUGAUUAUGCAGAUUUGAAACCGACUGUGCAUCCAAAAAUCCACACAGAGAAAUCAUAUCAUUGUCUGUCGUGUGGGGAAUGUUUUAGCCAGAGCUCACACCUUACAAGCCAUCAGCUGUGCCAUGUAAGAGAGGAGCCAUAUUGGGAUGGAGACAUUGGGCAAAGUGCUCACCUUCUCACACAUCAGAGGUUUCAUGCAGGAAAGAUUAUGUGUAAAAAGUCAAGCAGUGUGGAAAGCCUUCAACAGAAGCACACUAGAGUUAGGAACCAGUGCACAACCAAGAACCUCCACCACUGUGCAGAGAGCGGGAAGAGCUUGCAGUGUCAGUCACAUCUGAUCGGGCAUUGGAGAGUCCACACUGGGGAAAACCGUAUAAGUGCUCAGAGUGUGGGAAAAGUUUCAGCCAGUGCUGUCACUUUCACAAUCAUUGGAAACUCCACACAGGUGAGAAUCCGAACCAAUGCCUGAUCUGCAAGAAGAGUUUCAGCUAUAUGUCACAGUUCAGGAUACACCAGAGGUCUCACACAGGAGAAAAAACAUAUCACUGCCCAUGUUGUGCUCAGUGUUUCUGUCAGAGAACACACCUCCUUUGGCAUCAGAAGAAGACUCAUGGGAACGGAGAGACGUGUCCAUACUGAGAGAAGAGGACAGGCAUGGCCCUUCUUGAAGAAAUGUUAUUCCAAGAGAGGCAGAAGCUCUCCUUAUAGAACAGAAAGGGGGGGGGCUAUCUGGUCCAUACCUAUUUUUGUUACGUUACAUUCUGUAUUACAGUUGUCUCUCAGUGCAUCUUCACUGUAGAAAUAAUGCAAUUUGAUACCACUUUAACUGCCAUGGCUGCAUCCUAUAGAAUCUGGGGCUUUGUAGCCUGGUGAGGCACCAAAGACAAGGCUA
This is a messenger RNA of Sceloporus undulatus (fence lizard), 1991 nucleotides long. RefSeq names its product zinc finger and SCAN domain-containing protein 30-like. NCBI's taxonomy places the organism in Eukaryota, Metazoa, Chordata, Lepidosauria, Squamata, Phrynosomatidae. The transcript has 3 exons. The coding region runs from base 360 to 1568 and encodes 402 amino acids. The record is from RefSeq and is a predicted model, not a curated record.